AGGAUGGUCUCGAUUUUCUGACCUCGUGAUCCGCCCGCUUCGGCCUCCCAAAGUGCUGGGAUUACAGGUGUGAGCCACCGCGCCCAGCCACAUCCCUAGAAUAUUCUUAAGAGGACUUGAUGCCACCAUCCCCAAAAAAACCUGAAAUAUUCCGAAAGGUUAAAGUUGGUAAAUUCAAUUGACAUUUUGAAAUCAGAAGAUUCUGCCCCCGAAAUAAACUUGUUUUGCUUCAUUUUACUAUUUCAAGAAAUUGUUGCGAUGCAAUAGGUAGUAGAGGAGACUUUUCCAUUAAAAUUAACACCAGAUUUGCUUUUGGUGGAAAGAAAUCUGAGAUAGUUGUCAUUGACAGCAUCCGCAUGCUGUUUUCUCUGAUGUUUUGAACAGGCAACCAUUCUUAACUCUUUAUUUUAAGGUAGUUGAUUCCCAAGGAUAGCAACAGGGAGGAAUGCGCAAGGAAUUUGGUAACUUCAUUUUUCUCUGGCGUAACCAUUAUUUGUGACUAUGUUGAAGUUAGAUUUCUUCUCUAAAAGUGGCCUUGCUUUCUUGUUGAUUCUUGGUUUAAAUAUUAUUGAGCUUAAAUAGUAGUUGAUGUUUUACUGAGAAGUGUGCUUUGUGAUGGUGAGAUGUUUGAACUGUAGGAGUGUGGGAGAAGUGGGAUCCUUAACAGAGGGAAAACUAAUUAUUAUUUGCUUUCUGUCAUCUGGAAGGUAUUCCAAGCUAGACUAACAGGUUUAGUAUGAAAGAAAUGUAAGCUUCAUAUGAUUUUUAUUUUUAUUAUUUUUUUUGAGACGGAGUCUCACUCUCUUGCCCAGGCUGGAGUGCAGUGAUGCGGUCUCGGCUCACUGUAACAGCCACCUCCCAGGUUCAAGUGAUUCUCAUGCCUCAGCCUCCAGAAUAGCUGGGACUACAGGUGGGCACCACCAUGCCUGGCUUUUUUUGUAUUUUUAAUAGAGACGGACGUUUCACCAUGUUGGCCAGGCUGGUCUCGAACUCCUGAUCUCAAGUGAUCCACCUACCUCAGCCUCCCAAAGUGCUGGGAUUACAGGCGUGAGCCGCCUCAGGCAGCCCAUAUUAUUAACUUUUGUCCAUGGAUUCUUACCUACCUCUUUUGGGAACUGGGUCAGUUUAGGUUUCUAAGGUAGGAGAGCCAUCUAGUAGGAGCAGGUUGAACUAGAUUUCUGAGGUCAUCUACUUAUGGUCAUAACAUUUAGUGUUAUGUGUUAUUAAAAAGUCAUAGGAUGCCAUCUGAUUUGUAUACCAUCUAACCUGUACCCUGUAUUCCUUUUAUGCAGAGAAGUUAGGAAAUACAGGUAAGUGUUACCUGAGUGGUUGGGUUUAUGAGUGAAGCUGUUUUUGCAUAUGUUUUGGUGUUUUCCAUUUGUUACUGCUGUAGUCAGCAAAAGUGAUUUUAAACACUGUAGAACUGUCUUGAAUAAAACAAUGAUUAUGUAUCCCUUUUCCAGGAAAAAUCUUUUGGAAGGUGCCGGAUGGUGUAUGUAGCAUGCUUUUCAGUGUAUAUAUGUGAUUAAAAAAAAAAAAAAAAAAAACUUAUGUGUGUAUUCAUGUACACACACACACAACACAGAUGAUAAGAGUAUCUCUGAAAUGUUGUUAUACAAGAAAACAUGGGCCCUUCUGAGAUGGGGUAUACUAGGUACAUCUAUUCUGAAAUAAAAAAUAAUUUUAUAUGAAGUUGAUCCUUGAACAGUGCAGAGAUUAGGGCCACUGACCCCUAUGAGGUCAGAAAUCGGAGUGGAAUACCAUGGGAUCCAUACAAAGUACCACUAAUGAUACUGGGAGUACUCCCAAGAAGCAGAGAAAAGUAAUGACAUUAUAGAAAAAGUGAAAUGCUUGGUAGGUACUAUGGAUUGAGGUUUGCAGCUGUGAUUGCCUGCCAUUUCAAGAUAAAUAAAUAGAGUGUAAGGACCAUUGUGAAAAAAGAAAAGGAAAUUCAUGAAGCUGUUGCUGCAGCUAUGCCAGCAGGUGUGAAAACUUAGUACUUUUUGCAAAGUACCAUUUCAUGUUUUAUUGAAAAUUUAGCUUUUAUGUGCGGGCAGAAUUGCUAUGAGAAAGACGUACAUAUAAACUAAUGUAUAAACUAAUACUAUUCAAAAACAAGUGAAGUCGUUGUAUAACAGCUUAAAGCAAAAGGAAGGAGAAGGAUCUAAAACUGGGUAAUUUAAUGCCAGCAAAUGAUAGUUUGAUAAUUUUAGGAAGAGGUCUGGCUUAAAAAAUGUCAAGGGAACUGGAGAAAAAUCCUCUGCUGACCAACAGGCAGCAGAUGAGUUCCCAAACACCAUUCAGAAAAUCAUUGAGGAGAAAGUAUUAAAUAUAUCUUCCUGAAUGGGUGUUUUUUUGUAAAAGCAAGUUUAUUAAGAAAGCAAAAGAAUAAAAGAAUGGCUACACUGUAGGCAGAGCAGCCCUGAACAGGCUUUUAAUGCUGGUGAAAGUGACCUGUUUUGGAAAAAAAUGUCACAAAGGACAUUUAUUAGUAAGGAAGAGAAAUGAGCACCAGGAUUUAAGGCAGGAAGGUAUACGCAAAUUCUUCUGUUUUAUGGACAUGCAGUUGGGUUCCUUGUCUAUGAAGUGUCUAACCCCCGAGCUUUGAAGGAAAAAGAUAAGUACCAGCUGCUAGUCUUGUGGUUGUAUAAGGAGGCCUGGACAACAAGAAUCGUUCUUUCUGGAUUAAUUUCAUUGACGCUUUGUCCCUGAAGUCAGGAAGUACCUUGCCAGCAGGGAUUGCCUUUAAAAAUUCUUUUGAUACUGGACUAUGCCCCUGGCUACCCAGAACCCCAUGAGUUCAACAUCAAAGCCGUGGAAGUGGUCUACUUGUCCCCAGACAUAAUGUCUCUAAUUUAGCCUCUAAAUCCAGGGGGUCAUAAAGACCUUUAAGGCAUUACACGUGGUACUCUAUGGAAAGGAUUGUCAGUGCUGUGGAAGAGAACUCCAAUAGAGAGAACAUCAUGAAAGUUUGGAAGGAUUACACCAUUGAAGAUGCAGUCAUUGUUACAGAAAAAGCCAUAAAAGCCAUCAGGCUUGAAACAAUAAAUUACUGGUGGAGAAACUACGCCCAGGUGUUGUGCGUGACCUCACAGGAUUUACACCAGAGCCAAUCAAGGAAAUCAUGAAAGAGAUUGUGGAUAUGACAAAAAAGGUCUUUCAGCAUAAGGAUCUUACAGAAAUUCAAGAGCCAGUAGACAUCACACCAGAGGAAUUAACAAUAUAACUUGAUAAAGAUGAGUGCUUUGGAACCAGUGCUAGACAGUGAGGAAGAAGACUUUGAAGAAACAGUGCCAGGGGCCAAAUGCAGUGGCACAUGCCUGUGACCCCAGCAUUUUGGGAGGCCAAGGUGGAUGGCUCACUUGAGCCCUGGAGUUCAAGCCUGGGUAACACGGUGAAACCCCGUCUCUACAAAAAAUACAAAAAAUGUAGCUGGAUGUGGAGGUACACGUCUGUAGUCCCAGCUACAUGGGUGGCAGAGGUGGGGAAGAUCAGUUGAGCCUGGGAUGCAGUGUGCGAGACCCUAUCUCAAAAAAAAAAAAAAAAAAAAGUGGUGCCAGAACACAAAUUGACAGUAGACAAUAUGGCAGAAGGUUUUCAAUUAUCAAGACUGCUUUUCACUUCUUUUAUGACGUGGACCCUUCUUUGAUACUGGCACUGAAUCUAAAGCAAAUGGUAGAAGAAAGAUCAGUACUACAUAAAAAUGUUUUUAGAGAAAUGAAACAGCAAAAAGUCUGGCAGAAAUCAUGAUGUACUUCCAUAAGGUCGAGUGUGCCUGCCACUUCUGCAUCCCCUUCUACCUCUUUCACCCCUGCAAUUCCUCCAACAGCAAGAUCAACCCCUCCUCUUCAGCCUACCCAGUGUGAAGACAAGAUGAAGACCUUUGUGAUGAUCCACUUCUACUUAAUAGUAUAUUCAUAUUUUAAUGAUCUUCUGGUCAUUUGUUGCUGGAGUUGUCACAUUCUACUGCUCACUAGGACCCGAUUCUCUCUUACCAAAUAUAUUCUUCACAAUAAAAUACAAACCCAAGCAGUUAGGACUUCAGGAAUUAUUUCCUCAAGGUCAUAGCUGUGCUGUUUGUGGUAAAGUGAAAUGUAAACGACAUAGGCCUUCUUUGCUACUUGAAAACUACCAGCCAUGGCUAGACCUGAAAAUUUCUUCCAAGGUUGAUGCAUCUCUCUCAGAGGUUCUUGAAUUAGUGUUGGAAAACUUUGUUUAUCCGUGGUACAGGGAUGUGACAGAUGAUGAAUCCUUUGUUGAUGAACUGAGAAUAACAUUACGGUUUUUUGCUUCUGUCCUAAUAAGAAGGAUUCACAAGGUGGAUAUUCCAUCUAUUAUAACCAAGAAACUAUUAAAAGCAGCAAUGAAGCAUAUAGAAGUGAUAGUUAAAGCCAGACAGAAAGUAAAAAACACAGAGUUUUUACAGCAAGCUGCUUUAGAAGAAUAUGGUCCAGAGCUUCAUGUUGCUUUGAGAAGUCGAAGAGAUGAAUUGCACUAUUUAAGGAAACUUACUGAACUGCUUUUUCCUUAUAUUUUGCCUCCUAAAGCAACAGACUGCAGAUCUCUGACCUUACUUAUAAGAGAGAUUCUGUCUGGCUCUGUGUUCCUUCCAUCUUUGGAUUUCCUAGCUGAUCCAGAUACUGUGAAUCAUUUGCUUAUCAUCUUCAUAGAUGACAGUCCACCCGAAAAAGCAACUGAACCGGCUUCUCCUUUGGUUCCAUUCUUGCAGAAAUUUGCAGAACCUAGAAAUAAAAAGCCAUCUGUGCUGAAGUUAGAAUUGAAGCAAAUCAGAGAGCAACAAGAUCUUUUAUUUCGUUUUAUGAACUUUCUGAAACAAGAAGGAGCAGUGCACGUGUUGCAGUUUUGUUUGACUGUGGAGGAAUUUAAUGAUAGAAUUUUACGACCAGAAUUAUCAAAUGAUGAAAUGCUGUCUCUUCAUGAAGAGUUGCAGAAGAUUUAUAAAACAUACUGUUUGGAUGAAAGUAUUGACAAAAUUAGAUUUGAUCCCUUCAUCGUAGAAGAGAUUCAAAGAAUUGCUGAAGGCCCAUACAUAGAUGUUGUGAAACUUCAAACUAUGAGAUGUCUUUUUGAAGCAUAUGAACAUGUUCUUUCCCUUUUGGAGAAUGUAUUUACUCCUAUGUUCUGCCAUAGUGAUGAGUAUUUCAGACAACUUUUAAGAGGUGCAGAAUCACCAACACGCAAUUCAAAAUUGAACAGAGGUAGCCUAAGUUUGGAUGAUUUUCGGAACACACAGAAAAGGGGAGAAUCAUUUGGAAUCAGCAGAAUAGGUAGCAAAAUUAAAGGAGUAUUCAAAAGUACCACAAUGGAGGGAGCUAUGUUGCCUAAUUAUGGUGUAGCUGAAGGUGAAGAUGAUUUUAUUGAAGAAGGUAUUGUUGUAAUGGAAGAUGAUUCUCCAGUGGAGGCUGUGAGCACACCUAAUACUCCCCGAAACCUUGCUGCAUGGAAAAUUAGCAUUCCAUAUGUAGACUUUUUUGAGGAUCCCUCCUCUGAAAGGAAGGAGAAAAAAGAAAGAAUUCCUGUGUUUUGUAUUGAUGUUGAAAGAAAUGAUAGAAGAGCAGUUGGACACGAGCCUGAACAUUGGUCUGUCUAUAGAAGAUAUCUUGAAUUCUAUGUACUUGAAUCAAAACUAACAGAAUUUCAUGGUACAUUUCCUGAUGCCCAGCUUCCUUCUAAGAGGAUCAUUGGUCCCAAAAAUUAUGAAUUCUUAAAGUCAAAGAGGGAAGAGUUCCAAGAAUAUCUACAGAAACUUCUGCAGCAUCCAGAACUGAGUAAUAGUCAACUUCUGGCAGACUUUCUUUCCCCUAAUGGUGGGGAAACACAAUUUCUUGAUAAGAUACUACCAGAUGUAAAUCUUGGGAAAAUUAUAAAAUCUGUUCCUGGAAAACUAAUGAAAGAGAAAGGUCAGCAUUUGGAACCUUUUAUCAUGAAUUUCAUUAAUUCUUGUGAAUCUCCAAAGCCUAAACCAAGUAGACCAGAACUGACCAUUCUCAGCCCUACUUCAGAAAACAACAAGAAGCUUUUCAAUGAUCUGUUUAAAAAUAAUGCAAACCGUGCUGAAAAUACAGAGAGAAAGCAAAAUCAGAAUUAUUUUAUGGAGGUGAUGACUGUAGAAGGAGUCUAUGAUUACCUGAUGUAUGUAGGACGGGUCGUUUUCCAGGUUCCUGACUGGCUUCAUCAUCUCUUAAUGGGAACUCGAAUCCUCUUUAAAAACACCCUGGAAAUGUAUACUGAUUACUAUCUUCAGUGUAAACUAAAACAGCUAUUUCAGGAGCACCGUUUGGUCUCACUCAUAACACUUCUCAGAGAUGCUAUAUUCUGUGAAAACACUGAACCUCGCUCUCUCCAAGAUAAGCAAAAAGGAGCAAAACAGACAUUUGAAGAAAUGAUGAAUUACAUUCCAGAUCUGUUAGUCAAGUGUAUUGGUGAAGAAACGAAGUAUGAAAGCAUCAGACUUCUGUUUGAUGGCUUACAACAACCAGUACUCAACAAGCAGCUGACUUAUGUUUUAUUGGACAUUGUGAUACAGGAACUGUUUCCAGAGCUCAAUAAGGUGCCUGUAAUCCCACCUACUUGGGAGGCUGACACAGGAGAAUCGCUUGAACCUGGGAGGCGGAGGUUGCAGUGAGCCGAGAUCGCGCCAUUAGACUCCAGCCUGGGUGACAGAGUGAGACUCCAUCUCAAAAAAAAAAAAACUUUGAAGUUAUUGUGAUAUUAAGUCCAUAUUAAAACAGGGUGGCAGUUACAGACUUUGUAUCUUUAAUUUUCAUGGGAAUCAACAAUAGGAAACCUUUAGCUCUGUUUGAGACUUCAUAAGGUCUGUCAUUAAAUGUUGCCUUUUUUCUCAUAUCUAGAACAUAGAUAUUACUUGCUCCAUAUGCCAGCCAAUUUAUUUUGGUUUACAAUAUAUAUAUGUCUUAGGUUAGAAUUUUAAUACACUAGAGCUGUUAGGCAAUUUACAAAUGAACCUGUGUCUUCUUGUCUUCUAUUAAAUGGAUUUAUUUUUACUUUAGGUACAAAAGGAAGUUACCUCUGUGACAUCUUGGAUGUAAACACUUGGAUUUGGUAUAGAAUAACCCAUUGAAAUUUCUGCUGUGCUAGGGUGGUAGAAAUUUACUUUUUUGGGUAUAUUCUUAUACAUAUUAUGUACAUCGCUGUCUGAAAUUUUAAUUAUUUUUUGUUUUUAAUAAAGACUAACACAAACUUAAUAAUGAUUAAAAGUGA
Messenger RNA from Pongo pygmaeus (Bornean orangutan), 7242 nucleotides. It is a transcript of the gene SNX14, whose product is annotated as sorting nexin 14. The record is from RefSeq and is a predicted model, not a curated record. Gene Ontology annotation, cellular component: late endosome. Gene Ontology annotation, biological process: autophagosome maturation. The transcript has 29 exons. Gene Ontology annotation, molecular function: phosphatidylinositol-3,5-bisphosphate binding. The coding region runs from base 3926 to 6646 and encodes 906 amino acids. NCBI's taxonomy places the organism in Eukaryota, Metazoa, Chordata, Mammalia, Primates, Hominidae.